This is a messenger RNA of Dunckerocampus dactyliophorus (ringed pipefish), 8027 nucleotides long. Its product is annotated as chromodomain Y-like protein 2. Lineage: Eukaryota; Metazoa; Chordata; Actinopteri; Syngnathiformes; Syngnathidae. The record is from RefSeq and is a predicted model, not a curated record. The coding region runs from base 266 to 1771 and encodes 501 amino acids. Gene Ontology annotation, molecular function: transcription corepressor activity. Gene Ontology annotation, cellular component: nucleus. The transcript has 7 exons.
AGGAGGAGGUGCACGAUCAUCGGCCACCCUCGCCUUGUAUAUCAACUCAUUUUCGGUUUUGUUAGACUGAGUAAACAGCACCGCCCGGUGCUUGUUUGUUUCUACAGCUUGAACGAUCCAUCGCAGAGCGCCGGGCUCGAUUGACACUGUCUGCUCAUCUACUGCUGCCCAUCGCUCGCAAUAACAAGGCUUGCUCGCUAAUUCCCGUCCAAACAGCCACCGAAAAAGCCCACAGGGCAGGCAAGAACGGAGUCUGUACCUCGCUAUGGCUUCGGGAGACCUAUACGAGGUGGAGCGUAUUGUAGACAAGAGGCGCAACAAGAAGGGUAAGUGGGAGUACCUGAUCCGGUGGAAGGGCUAUGGAAGUAAAGAAGACACCUGGGAGCCGGAGCACCACCUACUGCACUGCGAAGAGUUCAUCGAUCACUUCAACAGCUUGCGACUACACCCUCACAAACAGCCCAAAAUUACCAAAACUACAGCAAACAGCCACCCGCAGACCAUAGAAAAUUCCAGAGCUCGGACCGAAGCGCGAAAGAAGAAAAGUGGUAGCGAGCCAGCCGCUGGGGAUCGAGUUGGAACUGUUUUAGGGAUCACAAGUGGAGGAUCAGCUGCCGUUCACAAGCAGAGGAAGGUUGGCGAAGGGCCUGGUAGGCAUGCUUUGCGGGACAAAAUGAGCAAAGCCAUGACUUUUAAGACUCCUCCACUAGGCGCCCCUCGCUUUGUGGCCUCACUGAGGGAGCCACAUAAUGGACUUCAAAAUGGAGAUGUGGAGCCGCACAUGUACAGGACUGCUUCAAGGUCACACAGAGCAUCUUCAGACAGAGUGGAUAGAGACCUGGGAGAAAUAGAUACUACUGAAUUAGGCUCCCCUCUGGCCAACAGCAAGUUGCAUCUGCACAGCUCAGUAAAACGCAAGCUGGCAGAGGAGAAGUGCUACGUGUUUGACAAGCGGCUCAGGUACAACGUGCGACAGAACGAGAGCAACUGUCGAUUCCGGGACAUCGUAGUACGGAAGGAGGAUGGUUUCACGCAUGUCCUCCUUUCUAGCCAAACAACGGACAACAACGCUCUGACACCAGAGAUCAUGAAAGAGGUAUGUCGGGCUCUGGGAAAUGCGGCGGCCGAUGAUAGUAAACUGUUAUUGCUCAGCUCUGUGGGGACGGUCUUCUGCAGUGGUCUGGAUCCGUCCUACCUGAUAGGCCGUCUGUCGACCGACCGCAGGAAAGAAAGUAGUCGCAUUGCAGAUGCCGUAAGGGACUUUGUGUUGGCCUUCAUACGCUUCAAAAAGCCCAUUGUAGUGGCAAUCAAUGGACCUGCCCUGGGCUUGGGAGCUUCCAUCCUGCCCCUAUGUGAUGUGGUAUGGGCCAGUGAGAGAGCCUGGUUCCAAACUCCAUGUGCCGCCCUCCACCUCACUCCCUGUGGUUGCUCCUCUUACACUUUCCCCCAGAUCCUGGGUGUAGCUUUGGCCAAUGAGAUGCUGUUCUGUAGCAGAAAGCUCACAGCACAAGAAGCAUGCAGUCGCGGUCUGGUGUCGCAGGUCUUCUGGCCAACCACAUUUAAUCAGGAAGUGAUGCUGCGCGUCAAGGAGAUGGCAUCAUGCAAUGCCAUGGUUCUAGAGGAAUCCAAAUGCCUGGUGAGGAGAAUUCUCCUGCGUGUUCUGGAGGAAGUGAACGAGAAGGAGUGUCAGAUGCUGAAGCAGCUGUGGUGUUCCACCAAAGGACUGGAGGCGCUGUACAGCUACUUGCAUAACAAAGCGUAUGAGAAGUGACCACAAACUGAAGAAGCAGUUGAAAUGUUGGCCUUUGUUUCCAUCCAUCAGCACAGAAGAAGCCUGGGAUUGAGUGUUCUUCUUUAUCAGUCUUUUAAAAGCCCUUUUUUGUAAACUGGAUCAUCCAGUUAUUGAUUCUCUUUUCAAAAGGGGACCAAACGUGCAUUAGUUGAUAUGAACAUCAAACAGGGCUCUGGAGAACGGUACAGUGGGUUUCUGUACAUACACAUGUGAAAAUGUAUCAGGAUGCAGGAUGCAUCAAUUGAUGUCUGAUUAGCACAUGACAAAGUGAUGAUAAUAUAUAGGAAUAUAUAUUUAUUUGCGUCCAAAAGUUGAUAUAUAUGAGAUAUAUAUUUAAGGCUGGAUUAACACUGCAUGUCUUAGUGACCUUUUCUAAUUUGUUGUUUGGCUAGACAUGGGUGUGUAAAACCUCAUCAACGUAUCUCAGUGACAUCAGGCUCUCAUUGACAGGGUACAUCCAAUAUGGCCAUUUUCCAAUUCUGAAUUGUGUCACUUGGACCACCAUGUAGUGUAAAUCCAGCCAUAGUUGCCUGCUAUGUUGACAUGAAGUGAAAACCAAAGUUUGCAUGAGGACACGGCUUCUUUACAGACCGUGCAAACAUUUUAAUUUAUCAUUUUUCACAGCAAUCAUUUUCACACAGUAAACAGGCCAGACAAUUAGUAGGAUUAAAGCCGCACGGUGGCCUCGUGGUUGGCAUGUUGGCCACACAGUCAGGAGAUCUGAAAGAUCUGGGUUCGACAUCUCUGUGUGGAGUUUGCAUGUUCUCCCCGUGCGUGUGUGGGUUUUCUCCGGGUACUCCGGCUUCCUCACACAUUCCAAAAACAUGCAUGUUAGGUUAAUUGGCGACUCUAAAUUGUCCGUAGGUAUGAAUGCAUGUGUGAAAGGUCGUUUGUCUAUAUGUGCCCUGCUAUUAAGCGGCAUAGAAAGUAUAUGGAUGGAUGGACAGCCAUAAUACUGUACAAAAGUGAUUUCAAACAACCUUUGUGGAGGGGGGAGGCAUGGGACAAAGAAGAAGCCAUAUUGGUGAGCAUCCUGAUAAAAUAAAAUAACAAAUACAGUAACGUUUUAUUAUAGUUUUGAGUCACUAUGGCAUUGCUUCUCAAGUAUUGGGGCGGGCCCACCUGGGAGGGUGCGGUGAAAGGCAGGGAGGACUAUACUUACAAAAUUUCUUCUGGUUCUCAAUGGGGCAUGGAGUAGCCAAUACACUUGUCCCCCAGAUGACUAAUUAGAGCUGUUCCUCUGAUGUGCUCCUUUCGAAUCCAGCCCAUCCUCAUCACUCCCAACAUAAAUCUAAGCAUCUUCAGCUCUGCCUUCUGUCUAUUGGUCAGAGCUGCUGUUAAAAUAUUCAAAUUAAUAUAUUAAUGAAUUCAUAUUCAAUUAAUUUUGCACAGUACUGUAUAUUUAACAUGUACAUUCUGCUCAGGCUACCUGGAUGCUUAUAUUGCCAGAAAGAACAUCAGAUUCUGUACCAAACUUGAGUUCCUAUUGACACAGUGAAACACUUUAUACCAGGGGUCGGGAACCUUUUUGGCUAAGGGAGCCAUGAAAGCCACAUAUUUUAAAAUGUAUUUCUGUGAGAGCCAUAUCACAUUUUUCAACACCGAAUACAACCAAAUGUGUGUAUUUUUAAGCAAGAAUAAUAAGUCUCUGAAUUUAUUCUUUUUAAUAACGUUGUUAUACUGAAGCUAACCAAUAAUAAAUAAACAGGCUACCGCGCUACCCAAUAAUAAUCAAGUUUUGGUGUCUGACCCGGAAAAUAUGGGAGGGACACCUGGCAUUGGCUCUGGCCACCUGCAUUGCGCUAGAAAAUGGAUGGCUGGAUUAAAAUGCAUAAGAAAGUUUUAUAUUUUGAACAUUAUUUUAACACUGUGAGUUCUGUAAUGUUUUACUUUAAAAUGUCAGCAUAAACAUUUGAAAUAAAUCCAUUUUACGGUUUUAUUAAAUGUCUGAGAGCCAGAUGCAGUCAUCAAAAUUGCCACAUCUGGCUCCCCAGCCAUAGGUUCCCUACCCCUGCUUUAUACAAUUUCCGUAUUGACCUGAAUAUAAGAUGACCCCUCUUUUUCAACACCUGUUUUUGCAAAAUGAUUUUUAAGACCAAAAAAAAAAGGCAAAAUAAAUGUUUUUAAAUUAUAUUUUCAAUAUCUGUGAGAUAACUCGUGGUGGUAGAUUGCAAUAACAAAGAAUAUCAUAUUUCUUAGCUGCUUGACAGAUGUUCACUCUGAUUUAAAAUUUGCAUCAUAACUCCUCCUCUGUUGUUUAAUACCUUGCCCAACCUUUGAGAUUGCUUGAGGAAAAGUCAGUGGGCUUUGCCUGUUUGUUUGCAUAUCGUCACCCUGUUCAAAUAAAGACCUACAGUAAGUCAUUUUUUGACGAAAAUUUGUUUUUGGCCUGAAUCACCUCUUAAUAUGCUGGCCAUCUCUUGUAAAAUGACCUAAAUCCUUAGUUAAAAGGAUCAUGCCCUUUAUGCCCUGUACAGUAGGACAAUGGCCUGUGUCAAGAGGGGGACUUAGGCCAUUUUCUUAUUUGCCUAAGUCAAUAUUUUUGAUUGAUUGAUUGGUCAAACAUGAUGAAAUCAUGAAACCCAAUGGAUCUUACUUCUCAAGUAUCAGACCAGGCAAAAAAGCCUCCCCUUCUCUGAGAACUCUGAGUCGGUUUUCCCAAAAACUUGAAAAUAUGACUUAGGACCUUGUUUUAAUAGGGUGACGUAACUCACCUGGUUCAGCCACCCCUGCUUUCCGCCCAGGCUCAAACCAGGGUCUGUAGAAUGAGAGUCGAGAGGGCUAGCCAGCAAGCUAAAAGCCUGAACUGUCAACUCGAUGUUCAGUGCAACUCUUAAGGUGUCAGGGAGUGAGGUUUACCAACGUACAUCUUGUGCAGCAGCACCAGUUGGCGUCUUUUCCACAUAUAUAAAUUCUACAUCCCAAAUGUAAAUUGACGAGUCUUUUUCCGACUUUUCCCCUUAUAUUCAGCUCAAUACGGCACAUUGUCGCUGUUCAGUCAUUUGAGGAAGUAGUCGUAGAAAUAGUAGUAAACCUACCUCUUUUUUUCAGUAACAUCUUCAAUAUUAUCAACUUACUUUUCAUGACCAGCGACUAUUCUGUGUGGACAAAAGUGAGGGACACUGCACUUAAUGAAUUCUUUUGGCCCCUUAGUUCUUCCUGAAUCAUAUUUUCUGUCGAGGCAUUUUGAGCAACUUUCCUUCCAACUUUGUGAGAACAGGUUGGGGAAAGCAUUUUAUUGUUCCCAAUUCACAAAACAAGGUCCAUAAUUUCAUGCUUGGAGUGGCACUUUAAUUAAUGAAACACCUUUGGGAUGAACGAGAACAGCGUUGGUGAGCCAGCAAGCUCUCUUGACAAAAAAAAACAACAAAAAACACUCCAACAUCUUAAAGAAAGUCCUGCCAGAAGAGUGGAAGCUAUUAAAGCUGCAAAGGGAGUCGUAAUAGAAAUCUGUCCCUUUACUUUUGUCCAUAUUGACUUCAGCCAUAUCGAACAUCAUCAACCACUAUUCCGUUUUACGCAAUUUUCACUUUCAGCAAACCAGAUGUGGCAAUUUAAGUUGAUUUCUACUUGCUUUUACAUUUUGUGUGUACAUUUAUUGAUCAAAAUGAUGAAUGAUAAACACUGGAAGUGUCAUGUGAAAACGUGCGUCAUGCAUGUGGAAGAAUUUUGCAGUGGAUUCCGUCCCAUCUAUGUGUGAGAAACAUGUAAUAUUUCUGUGUAGAUUGUCAGUCAUCCAGGUAAUGUUAGCGCGCAAAGGUUGAAUUGAGGCAACUGGACUCCGACUAAUGAGCUGUGAGCUUCACAUUCCACUCUUCCUGUGGAAUGAGACAAUCUGUGGGGGAGAGAUGUCAGGACAUUGUUGUCAGGAGACAACAGGUGACGUUUACCACCAGAUAACGAACGACCUACAACAGCAACCCUAUAGUAACCACCCCAGGAGGACACACCCACCAGAGACGUAAAUAGGAAGACUCCACACGUAAAAAUGCAGGGCUGAAGAAGCCCUUUUAAGGUGAAACGUCUUCAACAAACAAGUUCCUCCAUUCAGCCUUUGCAGAGGAAACGUGUAUGCACGAUUCCACUUUCAAAUAAUGAUUUUUGUGUAAAAUGUAUGUACAAUCAUGAUGGACUUGUAGUGCACUGAUUGGCAACAAACAGUGGUUACCGUAAUUGUCAGUGAUCCCUGUCAGCACGUGUUCAUUUGAAGGAAACUUCUAUUUUGUUUUACCAAAAAUAUAUAUCUAUAGAUAAAGGAGAUACAGGAUGUGAAAGCUAUUUUGGAGAAAAAAAAUCACUUGAUUUUUGCAAUUGUUCACAUGCAGUGUAGAUCUAGAUCAUGUAGACUGGCGCACAGGUGUAAUGUGUUGCAUGUACAUAAUAUGAAAGUGUGGCCUGUUAUUUCUGGGUAUGUUUUGUACCUGCAUUGUAAGUAGCAUUUAAAGAUGUUGGUUGUAUAUUUAUUUUUGUAUUUAUUGGAGGAAAGGGUUUUUCCACUUUCCUUUGCUCCUAACUCAAAGUAACCCUUUAUUCACCAGGCCAGACGAACAUUAUUGAAGACAAUGAUUUAGAAAAAGGCAUAGUUUAUACCGGAUAUUAGCAGUGCAGUCAGGGUUUUAAGUGUUCGUUACAGAUGUGACUAAUUUCCUAAAGCAAAUGUUACUUCUAAUAAUGUUUGCCUUUGUGACUAAGGACAUUUCUAAGUUAAAAGCAUGUUAAAUCAUAUAUUAUAUGGAUGUUUCGAAUAAAUAAUUUAUUUUCUCUUAUAUAUUUUAUAGCCAUUUCAGAUGACUGACUUGAAGAAAUAAAAUUCCGCCCAAAACAGCACACUUGAUCUAAUGAAAGCUAAUGUAAAGUUUUUCUUCUGUCCCAUGAAAACCCUGUUAUCAGCACAUUUCUUUUGACUUAUGUAAAAAAAUAAAUGAAUUAAAUGGGCGACUCUAAAUUGUCCAUAGGUAUGAGUGUGAAUGGUUGUUUGUCUAUAUGUGCCCUGCGCCUGUCGCCCGAAGUCAGCUGGGAUAGGUUCCAGCAUACCCCCGCGACCCCAAUGAGGAGAAGCGACAUAGAAAAUGGAUGGACGGAUGGGAAAAAACAAAAUAUCAAAUUUUUAAGUGUUCAGCAACCGCCCAACUAUUCUCUUUCCAUCUGGUUUGCCGCUUCAAGUGUGCAACGUUUUGUUUUCACACAAGGUGACAUUUUCCUAAUUCUGUUGCAGCACAACUGAAAUAUACACACCGACCACAACAAAUGGUACACUCGCACAAACUACACGCUGCCUUUACAAAGAUAGUAAGGCUCAGUAUUUUCAUAUUGUUCUUUUUUUGUUAUUAUAUGGGUUUGCGGUGGUAUAGGGCUGUAUUCCGCUGAAAUGAAUACAUAAGCUUGCAGAUACUAAAACGGUGUGUCUAGUAUCUGCAUGUACCGUUUUUGUUAGAGUAGACACCAUCUCACUUUCCUCAAUCAACAUGAUGGGAGCCUGAAGUUUCUAUUGGAAGCAGUACCCCACGGAUAUAGGCUGUCAGUUGUGUUUAGAGUGUGUCUUAUCACUGUUGGGUCAAUAUAAUUGCUGGAGGCACAUCCUAGCACUGGAAUACACUGUUGCAAGUGUCUGGAUCUUACAAAAUGUCUAUGAAUAUAAACAAUGCUCCUAAAAUAUGCGGAGUGUAGGUAUCCAUGCUUUGCAUUAUGUCUGUAUAGUGAAGGUAAUGAGCAGGUAUUUUUUUUGGAAGAACAGUUCCCAAACCAAAACCACAAUAAUACACACAUUGUUAAAUGAAUGCAUGUCUCAAUCAGAAAUGCGUAUUAUACAGCUCUUGCAUUGGAUCUUUACAUUGUGCAGGUAUGGCUUUCACCCCCUAUUUAUUGUUUAUGCUCCAUUUUAGCUGUUGCAGUUAUAGUUUAGUCUAAUAUAUCAGUGAGGAAAGUAUUUAUAAAGCUUAUGUUGAUGACAUUACACAAAGUUCUUUUAAUAUAACACACUUUAUUUGACAGGAAUUAAAGAAAUCUGUGUGACACCCAUCCAUUCAUUCAUUGAGAGUCCUGCUUUUUCUCAACGUGAAUUAGAUCCUUGUUUGAAAUGCAUCCACUAUUUCAAUUCCACUGCAAACUACAACCACAAUAAUAUUGUGUCAUUCAAAAAAAAAAGAUCUUUGUAUAGGUGGAAAUUUAGAUACAGCUACUGUAUUGCACCUCAUUCAGCUGUGCAGGUACCGUAUACCUCAUUAUGUGUCCCGUG